AUGGUGGAGGAGGGUCAGGCCCUGGGCAGGGAGGAGGGGGCUGAGGUGGUGGCCGGGCAUGAAACCUGGUGGAGGAGAGAGGCCAGAGAGGCUGCCAGCAAGGCAACAAGGGCCACCAUGCUGCGGCGCAGGGUUGGGGACAUCAACACUGCCCUGAAGGGGACAAAUGGGGCGUCCCCCGAUGUCCCCGAGGGCUUGGUGGCCAAAGUGGCCGAGGCCGAGCAGCUGUGGGAGGCCAACGCCCGCCUGGCCAAGGAUCACCUGCUGGGGACACUUCAGGACAUCAAGUUCUAUUUCACUAUUGGUCCCGACCCCCAGAAUGCCUGUGGGGUGGCCGAGCGGUGCCAAAGAGCCAUCGAGGACAUCCCAAGGCUCCUUCAACCCCCAGAGUGUCCCCAGAGCAUCCCCGAGGUGUCCCCAGUGAGCAUGGAGCCCCAAAAGCUGUCCCCGGCCCUGCUGCAGCCACAGGUCACCAUGGUGGCUAUCCUGGGCGAGCUGCUGGACACCCUGCCCAGGUUGGAUGAGAUGAAUGUGCUCACGUCCCGAUGGGGCCUGUACUGGGACCUGGAAUACUUCAAGAGGAACCUACGGGCCACCCUGUACCGCACUGAUAGCACCUGGUGGCGCCACAAAAUCACCUCUGAUGAUGAUGCCCCUGUUACCUCACUGAGCUGGGCCCUGGCUGCCUACAAGAGCACCCCAGGGACCACCUGGGAACAUGUGACAGGGGCAGUCAGUGAGUGGCGGUCGUCAGUGUCUGUGCUUGUGGACAACUGGGCCCAGCUGGCCAGGAAGGCCACCAAGCUCCCCAAUGCCUGUGACGAGCUCAUAAGGACCCUUGGUUUCCCAAGUUUCUGGGUCUUUGACGAGAACUCGUGGACACUGUGA
This is a messenger RNA of Zonotrichia albicollis (white-throated sparrow), 888 nucleotides long. The record is from RefSeq and is a predicted model, not a curated record. NCBI's taxonomy places the organism in Eukaryota, Metazoa, Chordata, Aves, Passeriformes, Passerellidae.